GUCUUACUUUAGGUGAAGGUUAUAUACUUCCUCAACUAUUUAAUGUGUGUACAGUGAUUAUAAUCUUUCUGAUUUUUGUUGAUAAUCUAUUCCACAAGAAUAUAAAGACAAUGAAUAGCCAAACAUCUUCAAACAACGCAUCAAAAAGAUCGAGCAAUUCAACUCCUUCGACUCGAAGGACAUGGACUGCACAGGAAGAACAAACUCUUAUAGAUGGGUUAAAAGAGUUGUGUGCUAAUGGCUGGAGAGGUGAUAAUAGAACUUUUAGGCCGGGAUACCUGAAGGAGUUGGAAUGUUAUUUGCGUAAACAUCAUCCUAACAGUGGAUUAAAAGCUGAACCACGUAUCGUAUCUAAAAUAAGGCAUUGGAAGAGAUGUUAUGCGAGUAUAGCUAUGCUAAAGAGCCAAAGUGGUUUGGGAUUUCAGUAUAGUGAUGGAGCUAUAAUAGUUGAUGAUCCAAAAUUUUGGGAUGACUUCCUAAAGAUUGAUCCAAAUGCCAAGAAUAUGAACACCAAAAAAUGGCCGAUGUUUGAGGAUUGGGAGGAAAUCUUUGGAAAGGAUAGAGCAACGGGAGAGUUUGCCAAAGGACCGCUAGAUGCCGCUGAGGAAAUUCAAAGGAAUCAAUGUCCAGAACUUUUUAAUGUCAUGACUUUGGGAUUUCCUAUUGAUGUGGAUGGAGAUGAAGAGGAAGAUGCUAGCCAUAAACCAAAUGCAGCUACUGGAGAACCUGAAAAUGAUACUGGACCUACUGCAUUUACUGGAGCAUCUGAAAAUGAAAAUGCUGGAGCAUUUGAAGCUGGAUCCCAACAAGCCAACAAACAAGAUGAGUACACUAGAAGGUCAUCUAAUGUCAAUGAAAAGGAGAAAUGCAAGAAAAGGAAAAAAAGCUUGGAGAAUGAUAAUGAGACAUUUCUUAAAGGUAUGAUGGAGGUUAUAAAAGGUUUUACACAAACGAAUGAAAUCCGAUCUUCGUAGUCAAAUUUAUUCCAUCAUUGAGUCUCCCAUAUUUGAGUUGUACUCAACCGAGCAACGCAUCAAAGCAACAAUGGUCCUUUGUGAUGAUGUCAAAAAGAUGGAAUUGUUCAUUCGUAUGGGUGAACUUGAACGUCAGACGAUGAUGUUUAUGAUUAUCAAUGAUAAUUUUUAGAGUUUGGUAGAUGUGUGUAUAAGUGAUGGCUCUAUUUUGAUAGUUUUUGCUUAACUGAAAACCUCCGAAGGUUAAUUGUAGUGUGAUUUUUUUGAUACGUCGGAGUACGUCCUAUCUUGUCUAUGACUACGCUUGGUGUAUGGGCUCAAGGAUCAUAGUUUUUGUAUAACUAGCAUCUACGGAAAAACUUGAAUGUGGUGGCACUGGUGAUAAACUCAAAUGAUGUAUGUAAAUGUAAUUAUUAAGUUUGCAUAGUAUAUCUUUUGUCAGUUGGUGUAUUUGCUUAAGUUUUGGGACUGAUUGAAAGGUCCCAUUUCAAUAUUAUGCUAGAAGUUCAUUAUUGGGGACAGUAGAAGACUUGCACAGAAUAAUUUGGAGAGAAUUAUGUUGCGGUUAUUGCUGAUCUCGUUUUCGUACUAGAGUUUGAAGAGGCUUUUAUUCUGACUCUCUAUAUUUAGAGCUUAUGACCGUUCAGCUUUAGCAUUUCAUUAUAUUCCAAAGUCUAAAGCCAUGACUCCUUUUUCACACUUACCAGAUGCACAGGACAUUGCCUUCACGACACUUCCUGUUGUAGAGUAUGCUAUGGUACAUGUUGAACUCGAUAGGAAUUUGGUAUUGACUAUUGAGUGUCUCAAACAAAACAACCAAGUUCUUCCAGUUGAAUCCAAUUGCACAAGUUCCUUUACAGGACACACUCGAUAGCUAUGUAGGUGCGAACAAGGUUAUUGCUUUCUAUGCCUAAGUUCGCACUGUUGUAGCAUUGUGUGUAAUCGCUGAAGCAAAAUGUUUCUCCUACUACUGUGUUAGCUCUCCAGUUCAGAAUACAAAAGAAGUCACUCAUUGUAGAUGUUAUGAAGGAUCUUAGUAAGAGGGUAAAGUUACUCCUCGAGUAAUUCUACUAAAGUGUUCAUGCACGCGCCUCGAGUAAUUCUACAGGAUUAGUAGAGGUACCGGGUAACUCUGUUCAUCACGGCUCGUGGACAUCUAAAUUUUUGGGAGGUCUUAUUCAGUUUACCUUCACAAAUUUUGGUGAUUACGGAGAGUAUGAUGUAGGCAACCUACUCUAGUGCGAUUAUGAUUCAACUAUUUUUCCUUCCAUCACUUACACAUGUUUUACGCGAUAUAUGUUCUCAUUUUAAUUUGAAGCAUUAAAGUUAGAUGGUUGGUUUCGUAUAAAUAUCUAUCUAGUGCAGAUAAGUGUUAUUCGUAGUGUAUGCCCGAGCUGAAGAAACUUCUUGCUGCUCUCGGUCGGUGCAGAAGCAUCUUUCAUUCACGCAGGAUACAUCGUAGCGCUGCAUUUUGAGAAGGGUAUGAUGUAUGCAACCUACCUUGCGCGAUUAUGAUUCAACUAUUUUUCCUUCAUCACUUACACAUCUUUUACGCGAUAUAUGUUCUCACUUUAAUUUGAAGUGUUAAGUGUUUCUGAUGGAUGGCAAAUAAGAAAAUCAGGCUGAAAGAUCGAUAGGCCUAAUGUUUUCAUGUCUUUAGGACCCAAUGCUGAUGCAUCAAGCAGGACAUGCCAGCCAUACAUUUCGUAUGUUUGUUUCGUUGAAGAAUUAGUUAAAUGUAAUAAAAUUACACUUGACCGAAAAAAAACCCAAAACAAAUGACUUCAAAGAUGGACAGUGGCAGAUUAAAAGAAAAGGGUAUAUGAGGUUCCAACAAUUGUUUGAAUGAUAAUGUCUCAUUUCAUGAUGUGAUAGACGUCCAUAAAUUAUUUGACGAGGGGUCUAUGCACUUUAAGCACUUGAACUAUUCAUAUUUUAAUUUUUAAGAUAUCAAGUUAAAUGAAAUAGAAAAUCCACAAAAAGAUCAAGGAUAAAAAUGUAAAAAAGAUAUUUGUAGAAUAUUAAACCAACCAUAAUCCAUGGUAUAUCUAGUUUUUAACACAAUGAAUCAAACGCUUGAUAAAAAAAUAAUCCAUGCAUUAGUAAUUCCUGUAUUACUAAUCCUUAUAUAACUUAUUUUUCUACCAAACGAUCCCUUAGAAUAAUAAGACCACCAUUGUUGGUAGUUGAUUUGUAUCUCUCAUAAAGAUUAAUCACUAAAGCACAGCCAAUCAUUUCAUUUCUUCUAAUUAAAUAAAUACAUGUACUUUAUAAUAUUCUAUUAACUUAUUUUGAUCACUUAAUUACAUAAGAGUCACCAUCACAUACAAAUCAUCGAAUCAAUUCAUGCCAUAAUUUGAUAUUAACAUCAUAAUAUACUUGCUAAUCUGUCGAAGUCUUUAGUUAAUUACAAAUCAUAGAGAAAAAAUAUCAAAUAUGUUAUAUGAUUGUGACCUUUUAACAUCUUAAGCUACCAAACAAAAUAUCACUCUCUUUAAAUGGCCAAUAUAAAUCACUCACAGCCUGCCUGUUAAUUUGUGUUUAUUUUUUUUCAUCCAUUAAUUUCCCACUUCUCAUUACAGAGAGGAGAAAAGGGAAAGAAAUUAAAAAUGGUUGACUGUCAAUGUAUAUAAGUUAUAUUUUAUUUUUAAAAAUGGUUCAACUUUCAUCUAUUAAUUGUGUUAAAUGAAAUUAUAUAAUUUAAUAUAUUGUAGAAGGUUACUUGUCCUUAGUUCUUGCACCUAAACAAAUCACAAAAUAAACCAAAAAACAACAUAUUCAGUAUGAUUUCAUAAGCAAUGUUUGGAAAGAAUAAAAAGUAUGCAGCUUUACUUUUACCAUUUAGAGAUAAAAAAACCAUUUUCAAUAGACAUUCCAAGAAAAAGGUGAAAAAGAAAAAAAAAUGGUGUCGUCGGAGAGAUUUAAAAGGAAAAAGAAUAACAACAACAAUAUAUUCAGUAUGAUUUCGUAAGUGAUGUUUAAAAAGAAUAAAAUUAAUGCAACAUUACCCUUACCUUUUAGAGAAAAAAAAAUCAUUUUCCAUAGACAUUCCAAGAAAAAAGAGAGAAAAAACAACAAAAUGGUGGUGUGAUUGGAGAAAUAAAAAAGGAAAAAGUUGGCUAUCAUAAAAGAAAAAAUGAUGAGAAAGGAGAAGCUACUUGUUCAAAAGAGAGAUCAAAAUUAGGUGGUUGUUAUGAUUUUGUAUAACCUCAUAUUUUCACUAUCACAACCAACAAAAAAAAAUGCAAUAAGAUUGAUGAGAUUCAUGUGUUAUUAAUCAAAGAUGUCGAGUCUAAAUUUGAGAAUCAAAAAGUUUAUUUAAGAAAAAAAAAAAGCUUUAUCUAAAAAAAUCGAUCACAAAAUUUAUUUUAUUAUUUUGUGCUCGACUUGGAUGUUAUCAAAAAUGUUUUCUCAUCUAGAAUGUAUUCAAAUUAAUCACGCCAAUGUGUAAUAUAUGUUAUAGUAAUAACUAAUAAUAGUUAUACAAAGAAAAAAGAGAGAAGCAGCCUAUAUUGACCUCAUUAAUUACUAGAAGGGUCCAAAUAUUUGUAUGUGUAAAGGAUCCAGAAUAUUCCUCCUUAUAGUAAAUACAACACAAAAAAAAAUAUAUCAUCAAGUAGAAUUAAGUUUUUUAGGAAAAAUACAAUAAAUGAAAAACGAUGGAGAACACAAACUAAUUACCUUCCUCCCUCUCAUAUUAAUUGAUCGUUACAUUAAAAAAAUUAAAGCUCACAAUCCAUCUCAAAAAUAAUUAUAUUUUUUUAAAAUUUAAGCUCAAAACCUGUAAUUAAAAAAAAGUAAUAAUAUUUACCGCUCCAUCAAAAUUUCACUUUUGUGUGAAAACAAAAUAAUUCAUCCAUUUGUUAUUAAAAAAAAAAAAAAGAGUUAACCUUUUUCUGCACAUCAUAAUCAAGAAAGAGAGGAACUCCAUUCACAUAAAAAUCAAUACACAAGAGUAGAAAAUGAAACUGAUGAUAACUAAUGAGACAUUAAAAAUCCUAACAACAACUUUUGUCUACUAUUAAUUACAUCAAAAGUUCACUCAUAAACAUUUAAAAAACCUGCUAAAAAAGCAAAAUCACAGAGAGAGCAGUACUAGUAACAAUCAUCAUGAUGUUCUUCCAGCUGGUUAUUCUUGAUGAUGAUGAUGAAACUUGAUCGGAGUGAGGAGGCUUUCUAUAAUAAUAAGGAAA
Capsicum annuum is the source of this 5167-nucleotide messenger RNA. RefSeq lists its product as uncharacterized. The transcript is spliced from 2 exons. NCBI's taxonomy places the organism in Eukaryota, Viridiplantae, Streptophyta, Magnoliopsida, Solanales, Solanaceae. The record is from RefSeq and is a predicted model, not a curated record. Bases 111 to 974 code for a protein of 287 amino acids.